UACAUUUCAUGCACAGGCUUCAGUGACGCCUCUCUGGCAAAUGCUUUCAUCUGAUAGCUUCAGCACCUGUUGUGUGAUUCAUAUAAGCUGAUUGUCCAUCAGAACCAUAACCCACAUUCACCUGUUCAUUCCUGGUGUGCUUACUUCAUUCUGCAUUAAAUAACCCAUCUGCAUGUUCUCAUUCUGCAUGUUCUGCCAAGCCUCAGGUCCACAGAGAAACAAUGCAAAAACAUAUCUGUACCUGUAACUUUUUUCUCUGUUUUCAAUUAAAAUAAAAAAUUAUUUUAAAAAAUCAUCAACCAUGAAUUCCAUGUCCUGGACAAGACUUUGCUGGUGGAUGGAUAUAUUUGAAGUUUGGGGUUCAUCCCUGAUCAGGGGGAAAACAAUCAAUCAAUCAAUCAAUCAAUCAAUAAAGAAAGAAAGAAUGCACUGAUUACAAAAACACACAUGCAAUAGCACUGCAUCGAUUUCACCACAUCAGUAAAUACAGCUCACAGAUCAGACUGCUGACGAGUGCAGCCGCUUAUAAAUUCCUGCAAUCCAGCAUAAAUAAACAAAAACUAACACAACACAGCAAUUCUUUCAGCUAAUGACACUAAAAGUGGUCUUAAAUCCACUAAUCUGCUUAAAGACAUGUUGUCUCUCAUCUCCAGAAGGCUCAGUUUAAGGCUCAGUCUCUAGACCUUAUGUGCAAAACAAUCAGAAAAUCAUCAGUUAAAUCCUCCGUACAGGUGACAAUGUGUCUUCAACCUCACUGGUGAUUAUAGUUGAUGCUGAUUCCCUUGAUAGCCCUCUGGUAAGUGCAGUUGUCUGUAAUGGUUAUAGUGACUCAAGAGGCACUGUGUGCUGCGUAAGUGCUUUAAGGGAGCGCCUUCGCUCACAAAUCACUAUGGACCAGCCCGUCUCGAGGCAUUGCUGCACCUACACUCUGAACCGCAGAGGAUGAUCUGCUACUCUAAUCAUCGAGCUCCUCUAAUGAACUUACAGCUAGUACAUUUUCAUUUAACGCACUGUGGGCACGAACAAGUGACUACCUGCUGAAAUAUCACCCUGGGAUUUAACACUUGCUCCAUGCUUCUUUGGGAGAGGAGCCGAUACAGGGGGCGGUCGGGCUGAGCUGCCCGGUGCCUGCUUCUUUUCUCUCCAAUGGAGGGCACAGAUCCGGAGCGGGGGACAGAGGAGCAGACGGAGGGAAAUUGGACCGGUGGUGAGGAGGAUGGGACACUGCAGUACCCCAGGGAGUGCCAUCAGAAUGGGGAGAAGAUGCCCUUCCAUCAUGUGACGGCAGGGCUGCUGUAUAAAGGCAACUAUCUGAGCCGCUCUCUGUCUGAACGCAGCGAUAGCGACCAGCUGGCUAGCAUCUCUGCAGAGGAACUGGAUGAAAUCCGUGAGGCCUUUAGGGUGCUGGAUCGCGACGGCAACGGCUUCAUCUCCAAGCAGGAGCUCGGCAUGGCCAUGCGCUCACUCGGGUACAUGCCCAGUGAAGUGGAGCUGGCUAUCAUCAUGCAGAGACUGGACAUGGAUGGGGAUGGACAGGUGGAUUUUGAUGAAUUCAUGACGAUACUGGGCCCCAAACUUCUGUCCUCUGAAACACGGGACGGCUUCCUUGGAAACACAAUAGACAGCAUAUUUUGGCAGUUUGACAUGCAGCGGAUAACAUUAGAGGAGCUCAAGCACAUCCUGUUCCAUGCCUUCCGGGAUCACCUCACAAUGAAGGACAUUGAGAACAUUAUCAUUAACGAGGAGGAGAGCCUGAAUGAGAAUUCAGGGAAUUGCCAUACAGAGUUUGAAGGAGUCCAUCCAACAAAGAAGAACCGACAGACAUGUGUGCGCAAGAGCCUGAUCUGCGCCUUUGCCUUGGCCUUCAUCAUCAGUGUUAUGCUUAUUGCGGCCAAUCAGAUGCUGCGCAAUGGAAUGGAAUAGCAACGCCACUGUGAGCAGGGGUGUGUGGGCGGAACCUGCAUGUGCAUGUCCGUCAGAGACGUCAUUCCCUUCUGCCUGAACACAAAAAAAGCCUUCAACCUGCAACCUUCAGACUAAAGAAACCAAACACCUCGUCAAAAGAAUGGUGGAGUGUUUUUCUGUCAGGAAUGGCAGCCAGCAGGGGCCAUGCGUUACUGAGUCUCCUCUCCACCUCACUGGCAGGGACUUUAAAGGGCUGACUUGUUCUCUCGUUUUUUCCCUUCUCUUCCCAUGCCAUCUCUGUUUCCUCAGUGCAAUAACCUGUAGAAGUCUGCAAGAACCUCUCCAACAUCCAAUUUUCAUCUCCCAUUUUCAUCAGGGAUGUGCUGAAGAGCUGCUUAUAGGCACAGACAUGCCGGCAAAUUGUCAAAGUUUUCAGUGGUAGUCACUCGCCUGAGUACUUUUUACAGCUUUGAGAAUCCAUAUGUCUAAACUUCUGUUUAUUAUUGGUGAGCUGUUUCUCCAUAUGGUCAGUAUGUGAAACAAGCCUGCUGAAAGAUUAUUCUUGAUAUUAUUUUAAUAGUAGAGCAGGGCUUUUGCUCAUGCCAUAUUGUUUGUGCUUAAUAUUCUAAAUCGAUGUUAGAUUAUCUUAAGGCCAGUUUAUCUCUGAUUGCCCUUGUAGAAAGACCUCUGGUGAUGCUCUUAUCUCUUAUGGUAUUUUCACACUUUGCCCAAACACUAGGACCUGGACCCAUAAUUGAUUCUGGGCUUGUUUGGUGGAAGGUGUCACACAGAAAGUUAUUUCCAAAAACUGCAGAGAAAUUACACAAGUUUUAGGGAUGCACCAGUGCAAUAACUGUAUCUGCAUCAGAGCAGUUACUGGCCUGACCCGCCGGAUUGGUAUCUUGGAUGUGAUAUAUUUUCCAUUCAAAUCCACUGAUGCUAUGCUCCUGGUGCUAUGCUUCCAUUCCAAUCCACCUAUGCUAUGAAUGCAUAAGACAUUGUUAGCGUCAUUGACUCCUGAUUGGCUGCUGACUCCUGCCAUUUACCUAUGUAGUCAGACUUAUUUCAUUCCCAAGGUUUGGAUGCAAUGAUGUUUGAGAUGCCUGAGCUGGCUUAAGACCUAUACAUACAAAUUUCUUGCCAAUUCCAACCCCACACCCCUGACAAAGCAUUAGGAAUUACUAUUACAGGAUUGUAAGGACAACUCACAGCAGCUCAGGAACAUCAUAUUAUAAGGCAUUUUUCCCCCUGAUUCAAACUAACAAGAAAAAAAAAAUCCUACACACUGUAGCUUUGGUGUAUUAUUUAUUAGUGUUUCUUCACCUUUAUUCCAAACUCUGGUUGAAGCUAUUUGCUUAUAUUCUAAAAGAAUGAAUAAUUUCUAUGAGUCACUUGGUUCAGUUGCUUUCUUUGUUCAAUGUAUCAAAGUAUUCCGUCUCCUCUGUAGACCAAAGCGUGUCUUUCCCCACCAUUUACUUUGUAGGACGCCCAGCCCCAGGAGCAAAUCGCUUUCACACAUGGCGCAGCCUGUUUUUGCGAACUACAGAACACCAUUUAUAAGUUUUCUGUUCCACACACUGGUUUAAAAAAGUCUUCAUCAAACAUUCCAAACUCCUACCAAACGUAUACCAAAAUACAACAGACAAAAGUGUGAAAAUGCCCUCAGUCUCCAGCCUGUGGUGGUAGUUGACAGUGGCUUAAUGCCUCCAGAUCAAAGCUGCUCUCUGAGCUUCUCCUUUCAUCACAGUAAACCCUCAAUAACUAUUAGAGUGAUGUUUCAUUCCAGAAACAUAAUCUAAACUGAAACAUAUAGGAUGAAAAUAGGUUUUAACUUUUGUGUCAGACUGUUUUUUUGUAUUCCUUGUGGAUGUAAUUUUACCAGAUUUUUAAAAGUCUUUUUUUUUUAAUGACCAUUUAUAUUUGACUGCAUUUCUCUGCAUUUCUUCUGUCUAACUGCAGAAUGGUACUGUGGAUUUUAUGGCAUGUCAUCCAUAAUCACAAGCUUUUUCAACAAUGAAUCGUUAAUUUGCUUGGUUUGACAACCGGGCCUGUUCUGUGUCUGAUGCAGCUCAUUUUAUUUGUGUGUUUUGUUUUGUUUUUUUUUGUCCAUGAGAAUACUGGUCUCCUGUAUGUGUAAGCAGCUCUUUCUCCCCUUCUUUUUUUAAAGGACUUUGCUUCAUAAUGCAUGUGAUCUUGUAAAACUGUGUACAUAGAUGUCUCAUGUAGUCACCUGUGUUAAGUGAUAUGUAUAUGCAUGACUGUGGACAGAUCAGUAUUUUCUGCACAGACAGUGUCAGUGGGCACAGAGGGGGCGGCUGAACCCAAUACCAAUGCGCCAGCUAUCAGCUCCUCCAGUAGCCUUUGACUAAAGCCAUAUUAGUCUGCACAGAUGUACUGGGAAACACACAUGCAUUUUCUACUCCUUUAACAGCGAGAACUGCUGAUGUGUGUGUGGAGAAAUACCAUCACUCUUUUGCACGGAAAUGCUAAUCCUCAAGCAAGGAUUUGUUGAGUUCAAACAAUUACCGUGGCUCCAUCUGGUGGUUCAUGUAUGAACUAAUUCCGUAACAGUAUUAGGUAUUGUGUUUGUCCUCAUGUUGUCUGUCUCAAUUGGAUAAUAACAUUAGCUUGUAGCAUUUGAUUAUAUAAAAGCAGGGAGAGGAAAUGGGACACUGUACCAUAUGUGUUUACAUAAGUAGAUUAUUUUUAUUACCACCAUUAUGGAGUAAGUGUGCAGAUCUAUAGCUAGACUGUAUUCAGGAGAGAAUGUCGUUCUACAUGUGCAUUAUACUUUUGGAUUGAAUGUUUUCAUUAUUUAUAACGGAGUUGUUACAUUUAAGACAUUUAAAAGGUCCUACACUGGAAAUAAAUUUUAAUUCGUCCUUUGGUGUGGAUAUUUUUAAAAAGUGAACAUGAAUAACUGGAUGGAGCCAAUGAUUCAGAAUUAUUAUUAUUAUUAUUAUUAUUAUUAUUAUUAUUAUUAGUUUGUAAUAGUAAUAACAAUAUUGAUUAAGGGGAUAAUUAUUUUUUUAUUAUUAAUAGAAAUAUGUUGGUGGAUUAUCAUAUUGGUUCAAUGGCUUGCCAGCUGUAAAAUUUUAUGUGUAGAUUUAUUAUGGGUUCUUCUCUCUACUCUAAUUGAUGCCUCCUCGCCUCAUCUAUCCUACAUCCUUCAGGAAAGAAAUCGAUUAUAACUGCCAUCAUUAAGGACCUACCAACACUUUAGACAUAAUCAGAGGAUUUGUGGAGAUAGGAAGCUUCUUGAGUGAAAACACACACAGACUUUAAAGUCUUUUAAAGAGCAUAAUGCAAGCCUAGGGUAUAUGUUCUCCACUUCCACCUUUACAUCUGGAACAUUGUGCAAGCCUCCAUGUAUCUGACACUUUAUUUCAUGCUGAAAAUAUUAUUGAAAUAUUUAAAUAAUUUAAAUUGAACGAAGGCCACAACAAAUGCAAACGUGCAUUGAAUGUGCAUUGAGAAAUACCUACCCACUUAAGAAGUCAGUUUAUAAUACACUUGUAGUGGCAUAAGCAUCAGCAUUUAGUCAUGCCCUGUGUAUACGAAAUAAUGUUUCCACUGAAGUUAAUCCAGUUUGUAAUCACACCGUGUUGUGUGCAGAACAUCAUCAAUAAAUGUCAUCACUUUGAAGAAACGCUUCAUUAACAAAGACAUCUCAUUAGGAAAAUAUUUUUGCCAUCGAUUCCUCUGUCUACACAUUCCAUCCCUGCAUCCUCUCCUCACAUCCUCAGAAAGAUGAGCCAAGAUGUGGGGAAGAGAAGCAAGGAAAGGAAACGAGGAAGCACAAUUAGAAAUGAGAAGAGCCCUAUCUCUAUUUCAGACACACACAUACACACACAUACACAUACACAAACACACAUAAGCCAAAUAUGCAUGCAGAAUAUAUAUCCACAUAGAAUAUUACUACCAUAGGAGUUGUUAUAAGAUUCUAGAUAAUACUGUAAAUAUGAAAAUCUGUAUAGAAUAAAUGCAUAGCAAUGAUGCAAUAAAAAAUGUUUUAUAGAA
Molecule: messenger RNA, 5925 nt
Organism: Pangasianodon hypophthalmus (striped catfish)
Lineage: Eukaryota; Metazoa; Chordata; Actinopteri; Siluriformes; Pangasiidae
Gene: caln1
Product: calneuron 1
Exons: 6
Coding region: 1147-1923 (258 amino acids)
Molecular function (GO): calcium ion binding
Source: RefSeq, a predicted model, not a curated record